Molecule: messenger RNA, 1017 nt
Organism: Tinamus guttatus (white-throated tinamou)
Lineage: Eukaryota; Metazoa; Chordata; Aves; Tinamiformes; Tinamidae
Source: RefSeq, a predicted model, not a curated record
AUGGGGAAGGGGUCGGAACGGAGGCGCCGCCACCUCGGGGCCUCUCACCGGUCGCCGACACAGGUGGGAUAUUUUGGCUUGUCCCGUGUGCAUCCAGAGCCCAGACAAUGCGCUAAGGCAGGAGCCAGAUUUUUUUCAAACUUUGUCACUAAACCACUUAUUUUUUUUUGCACAGGUAGAAAAGGAGGCCACAAAGGCCGAGCACGACAGUACACAAGCCCUGAGGAGAUCGAUGCACAGCUGCAAGCAGAGAAACAGAAGGCAAGGGAAGAAGAGGAGCAAGAGGAAGGGGGUGAAGGAGCAACAGGGGACCCCAAAAAAGAGAAGAAAUCCUUAGAUUCCGAUGAGAGUGAUGAAGAUGAUGAUGAUUAUCAGCAAAAGCGCAAAGGAGUGGAAGGGUUGAUAGACAUAGAGAAUCCAAAUCGUGUAAUUCAGACAACCAAAAAAGUAACUCAGCUGGACCUGGAUGGACCCAAGGAACUCUCGCGGCGAGAGCGAGAAGAAAUAGAGAAACAGAAGGCAAAAGAGAGAUACAUGAAAAUGCACCUAGCUGGUAAAACAGAACAAGCGAAGGCAGAUCUCGCCCGACUAGCCAUCAUCCGGAAGCAAAGGGAAGAAGCUGCCAGGAAGAAGGAGGAGGAAAGAAAAGCGAAAGAUGAAGCGGCUAUGGCAGGUAAAAGACUGCAGUCACUAUCCCUUAACAAGUAAGCCCAGGACGUGCAAGAGGAGGAAACGCCAGGGAACUGUGCCUGGUGCCUGCCAGGAACUCUGUUGUGUUGCAUCCCAUCGAUGCCACAUGGGAUGUACCGUGGCAUCGAAGUCACCUUCACCUCCAAGAGACACUGAUGAUGUGUUUGUCUUCAUCCUGGCACAGAUUUCCAUUUCGGGGUUAGGGGCAGCUGCUAUCUUUGGUGCAGAACUGUGCUGAACAGCAAUUCUCUGUAACAGUUUGGAAACCUGAAUGUUUUUGCUGUUUUUAGGGUUAAGAACUCAUAGACAGGGGGCAGGGCGGGAGGG